GUCACUUCAUUACCUAAUUUCAUCAAAUAUAGGCUAUAUAUCCACUUGCGGAAGCGAAAAGCGCAACGCAAGCUCAAGUACUGUAAGUAUGGAUGCCUCAAGCAGCAGCUUCGGCGUCAAAGCUAGGACGGCGGCUGAACUCCAAUCUGUCAAGCGCAAAUCGGGCAAAACUUACGCUCAGAUAGCGGAGGAGACUGGCUUGACAAAUGUGUACGUGGCUCAGCUCCUCAAGCGGCAAGCGCAGCUCAAGCAGGAUGCUGUCCCUCUUCUACGGGCAGCCCUUCCAGGGCUCACUGAUGAGCUUCUCCAUGAGAUGAUGCAGGCGCCCUUGCGUUCCUAUGAUCCCAACUUAAUUCAGGAGCCUACUGUCUACAGAUUGAACGAAGCAGUUAUGCACUUUGGGGAGAGUAUCAAGGAAAUAAUUAAUGAAGAAUUUGGCGAUGGCAUCAUGUCAGCGAUUGACUUCUAUUGCUCUGUGGAUAAAGUUAAAGGUGUGGAUGGAAAAGACCGUGUUGUUAUAACAUUUGAUGGGAAGUAUUUGCCAUACACCGAGCAGAAAACUGAACAUAUGGCAUCAAGGUUGAGAACCCAAGACAACCAAGACAGAAAACCAUAGUGAACUUCACCCUGCUGUUGCUUCUUGUGUUGAAUGCAUGCUGUUUUGUGCGCUACUAGUAUUUCCUACUCAUAGUAUCUGUAUUGUACUCCGAGGAACUCCAUAGAAAUUCAUAGUUUGUCUGAUUAAAUAAAUGAGGUUGUGAUCAUCUAGUUGUAAACAAAUUAUUAUGUUUGUUGCAAUGAUUUCAGGUAGGCAUGCCCUGUCGGACAGUCAUAUCAGUA
Andrographis paniculata is the source of this 840-nucleotide messenger RNA. Its product is annotated as cyanate hydratase. Lineage: Eukaryota; Viridiplantae; Streptophyta; Magnoliopsida; Lamiales; Acanthaceae. The record is from RefSeq and is a predicted model, not a curated record. The coding region runs from base 89 to 616 and encodes 175 amino acids. Gene Ontology annotation, molecular function: DNA binding; cyanate hydratase activity. The transcript is spliced from 4 exons.